GGUGGUGCCUUGGCUCCCCCUCCACGGGCACCCUUGAGCGAAGGAGAGGAACUUGUUUGUCUGGCUCUCCGUCCUCGCACACAAAGCAGCACCGGGUGUAUUUCUAGAAUCGCCAUCUCUCAGGCUUCCUCUCCUGGGGCUUGGGUUCUCAUAUACACGCAUGGUGCCACUGCCCGUUCUUGGCAUUGGAAGUCUCAGCUGCCCCGAUUGGUGCUCCGUUGGCUUGACCGGACCCAGGCGAGGAACAAUCUGAAAGGACCUUGUUUUGGAAAAACAACAACAAAACAUCUCGGCACCUGCUUGUCCCUGAGAUAAACGGGUCCAGAAGGCCAGGCAUCCGGACCUUCCCGAGAGACGAUGGAGCCAAGCACCACCCCGGGGGCCCCUGGGGCCACCACCACCGGCGGAUGGGAGGCUUCCCCCGGACAGACCUUGGAGGCUGUGGAUAUCGCGGUCCUGGUCUUCUACUUUGUCUUCGUUCUGGCCGUAGGGCUCUGGUCCAUGUGGAAGACAAAAAGAAGCACCGUGAAGGGCUACUUCCUCGCCGGAGGCCAGAUGGUCUGGUGGCCAGUGGGAGCUUCCCUCUUUGCCAGUAACAUCGGCAGCGGGCACUUCAUCGGCCUGGCAGGCUCUGGGGCAGCUUCGGGCAUUGCCGCCAUCGCCUACGAGUGGAGCGGCAUGUUCUGUGUUCUAGUGAUGGCAUGGCUGUUCCUUCCCAUCUACAUUGCAGCCGGGGUGACGACCAUGCCAGAAUAUCUGCAGAGACGGUUUGGGGGCAAACGGAUCCCGAUCUUCCUAGCCAUUCUCUACUUGUUUAUCUAUAUUUUCACGAAAAUCUCAGUGGACAUGUACGCCGGAGCCUUGUUCAUUCAACAGGCUUUGCACUGGGAUCUCUAUGUUGCUGUCGGAGGUCUGCUGGUCAUCACCGCCAUUUACACUGUCGCAGGUGGCCUGGCCGCUGUGAUCUACACGGACACCCUGCAGACCGUCAUCAUGCUGGCUGGCGCCCUGACGCUGAUGGGGUUCAGCUUUGCCAAGGUUGAUGGAUUUGAAGACCUGCAGAACCGAUACUUCAAGGCCAUCGCCAGCAACCACGCAAGGAACAGCAGCUGCGGUUUGCCGAGAGAAGACGCUUUCCACGUCCUCCGGGACCCCAUCACGUCUGACGUGCCCUGGCCUGGCGUCCUGAUCGGAUGGACCAUCCCGUCGUUGUGGUACUGGUGCACAGACCAGGUCAUUGUGCAAAGGUCUCUGGCAGCCAAAACCCUCUCUCACGCCAAGGGAGGGGCCCUGCUGGCUUCCUACCUGAAAAUCCUGCCCCUCUUCAUGAUGGUUUUCCCUGGCAUGAUCAGCCGGAUCCUUUUUCCAGAUCUUGUCGCCUGUGCAGAUGCGGAGAGCUGCAAAAGGGUCUGUCGCAACCCGUCGGGGUGUUCGGACAUUGCCUACCCCAAGCUGGUGAUCGAGCUGCUCCCUCUGGGGGUGAGGGGACUCAUGAUGUCCGUCAUGAUUGCAGCGCUGAUGUCCUCUCUGACCUCCAUCUUCAACAGCGCGAGCACCAUCUUCACCAUGGAUCUGUGGCGGCAGUUCCGGCCGCUCUCCUCCGAGUGGGAACUCAUGAUCGUCGGCAGGGUGUUUGUCGUCCUCCUCGUGGUCAUUUCUAUCUUGUGGAUCCCGCUGGUGCAGGCCAGCCAAGGCGGGCAGCUCUUCAUUUACAUCCAGACCAUCAGCUCCUACCUCCAACCCCCCGUGGCCAUCGUCUUCCUCCUCGGCUGCUUCUGGAAGCGGACGAACGAAAAGGGCGCGUUCUGUGGCCUUUUGGUUGGAAUGGCCAUCGGUCUGAUCCGGAUGGUUCUAGAAUUUGUCUACCAGGAGCCGCUGUGUGGUCACCCGGAUGACCGGCCCGUUGUGGUGAAAAAAGUGCACUAUCUGUACUUCUCCAUGCUGUUGGCGUUGAUCUCCCUGAUCGUGGUGGUAGUGGCGAGCCUCCUGACCGAGCCUCCUCCGGAAGAAAGGAUCCACCGUCUGACGUGGUUCACGCGCAAGGACGUUCCGAUGGAGAAGGAGGUCCCGCCGGUCUCUCAGGGUCUCCCGUCCGUCCCUGCGGAUAAAAUCCACGAAGCCGACCUCCCUCCUUUGGCCCAGUUUGAGAUCAGCGAUGGCCCCCCAUCCGCCUACAACAGCGGCGCCUGUCCCUUGGAGGCUAAGAAGGCCUCGAAGCUGAUGACUUUGUUUCUGUGGGUCUGUGGGAUGGAGCGCGAAGGGAAGGACACGCCAGCGCCAGAGAUGACCUCUGAGAGGAAAACAGACGCCGCCACGGCACCACGGGACGACCCCCCCUGGGUGAAGCAUGUCCUGAACCUCAACUUGCUCCUGAGCCUGUGCGCCUGCGUCUUCCUUUGGGCUUACUUUGCGUAGUCUCUGGUCGCGCCUCGGAAAGGGACCACGGCCGCUCAGCCCUAGACAGUGCUGGAAUUCUGCUAAGAAUUGCCAAGAGAGACUAUAAUCCUUAAGAUAUGUAUUUAUGUACUGUUUUUAAAAACUGCAAGUAAAGAAAUUGCUGGAUUCCUCGCA
Pogona vitticeps (central bearded dragon) is the source of this 2571-nucleotide messenger RNA. The record is from RefSeq and is a predicted model, not a curated record. Lineage: Eukaryota; Metazoa; Chordata; Lepidosauria; Squamata; Agamidae.